This is a messenger RNA of Apodemus sylvaticus (European woodmouse), 2836 nucleotides long. It is a transcript of the gene Ptgs1, whose product is annotated as prostaglandin-endoperoxide synthase 1. Lineage: Eukaryota; Metazoa; Chordata; Mammalia; Rodentia; Muridae. The transcript has 11 exons. Gene Ontology annotation, molecular function: prostaglandin-endoperoxide synthase activity; peroxidase activity; oxidoreductase activity, acting on single donors with incorporation of molecular oxygen, incorporation of two atoms of oxygen. Gene Ontology annotation, cellular component: cytoplasm; neuron projection. The record is from RefSeq and is a predicted model, not a curated record. The coding region runs from base 108 to 1916 and encodes 602 amino acids. Gene Ontology annotation, biological process: cyclooxygenase pathway; response to oxidative stress.
UGGAGCCGUGAGAUACGUGGGAGGGGACCUGCCCGUGCUGGGGCAGUGCUGGAGUUGCACCGGAGGAGCCAGCCGUUGGCGUUGCGCAUCCAUCCACUCCCAGAGUCAUGAGUCGAAGGAGUCUCUCGCUUCAGUUUCCCCUGCUGCUGCUCCUGCUGCUGCUGCCGACACCCCCGGUCCUGCCCGCAGGCCCCGGAGUGCCCUCACCAGUCAAUCCCUGUUGUUACUAUCCGUGCCAGAACCAGGGUGUCUGCGUCCGCUUUGGCCUCGACCACUACCAGUGUGACUGUACUCGCACGGGCUACUCGGGCCCCAACUGUACCAUCCCUGAGAUCUGGACCUGGCUUCGGAAUUCCCUGCGGCCCAGCCCCUCGUUCACCCAUUUCCUGCUGACACACGGGUACUGGUUCUGGGAGUUCGUGAAUGCCACCUUCAUUCGAGAAAUACUCAUGCGCCUGGUAAUCACAGUGCGGUCCAGCCUUAUCCCCAGCCCUCCAACCUACAACUCAGCACACGACUACAUCAGCUGGGAGUCCUUCUCCAAUAUGAGCUACUAUACUCGAAUUCUGCCCUCUGUACCCAAAGACUGCCCCACACCCAUGGGGACCAAAGGGAAGAAGCAGUUACCAGAUGUUCAGCUUCUGGCCCAACGGCUGCUGCUGAGAAGAGAGUUCAUUCCUGCCCCGCAGGGGACCAACAUCAUGUUUGCCUUCUUUGCACAACACUUCACCCACCAGUUCUUCAAGACAUCUGGAAAGAUGGGGCCUGGCUUCACCAAGGCCUUAGGCCAUGGGAUAGACCUUGGCCACAUUUAUGGAGAUAAUCUGGAGCGACAGUAUAACCUGCGGCUCUUCAAGGAUGGGAAACUUAAGUACCAGGUGCUGGACGGAGAGGUGUAUCCACCUUCCGUGGAACAGGCGUCCGUGUUGAUGCGCUACCCACCAGGUGUCCCGCCCGAAAAGCAGAUGGCCGUGGGCCAGGAGGUGUUUGGGUUGCUCCCGGGGCUGAUGCUCAUUUCCACGAUCUGGCUGCGUGAGCAUAACCGCGUGUGUGACCUGCUGAAGGAGGAGCAUCCCACGUGGGAUGACGAGCAGCUCUUCCAGACCACUCGCCUCAUCCUUAUAGGGGAAACCAUCAAAAUUGUCAUCGAGGAGUAUGUGCAGCACUUGAGUGGUUAUUUCCUGCAGCUCAAGUUUGACCCGGAGCUGCUGUUCCGAACCCAGUUCCAGUAUCGCAACCGCAUCGCCAUGGAGUUCAACCAUCUUUAUCACUGGCAUCCGCUCAUGCCCAACUCCUUCCACGUGGGCUCACAGGAGUACAGCUAUGAGCAGUUUUUAUUUAACACUUCUAUGCUGAUGGACUACGGUGUUGAAGCGCUGGUGGAUGCCUUCUCUCGCCAGAGGGCUGGCCGUAUUGGUGGGGGUAGGAACUUUGACUACCAUGUUCUGCAUGUGGCCGUGGAUGUCAUCAAGGAGUCCCGAGAGAUGCGUCUACAGCCCUUCAAUGAAUACCGAAAGAGGUUUGGCCUGAAGCCUUACACCUCUUUCCAGGAGCUCACAGGAGAGAAGGAGAUGGCUGCUGAGUUGGAGGAGCUGUACGGUGAUAUCGAUGCUUUAGAGUUCUACCCAGGGCUGCUUCUGGAAAAGUGCCAGCCCAACUCCAUCUUUGGGGAAAGCAUGAUAGAGAUGGGGGCUCCCUUUUCCCUCAAGGGCCUCCUAGGGAAUCCCAUCUGUUCUCCAGAGUACUGGAAACCCAGCACGUUUGGUGGUGAUGUUGGUUUCAACCUUGUUAACACAGCCUCACUGAAGAAACUGGUCUGCCUCAACACCAAGACCUGCCCCUAUGUUUCCUUCCGUGUACCAGAUUAUCCUGGAGGUGACGGGUCUGUCUCAGUGAGACAAUCCACUGAGCUCUGAGGGGCCUGGAAAGCAGCCUUCUGGAGGGAGGAGUUUUGUUCCUGAGGAAGACAGUCCUUGAUGUGGGUUUCCUGGCUUGGCAUUGUGAGAGCUGACGUUGACAUUUGGAACUUUGGGUUUCACCCUUGCCUAGAAUAUUGUGAUUUUGCCAUUUUAGGAUGCUGAAUUCUUUGUUAACUACAAAAGUUAGAGUGGUUUUAUCUGGAUCCUCAGAACUUGGCUCCUUGUUGGCAACCCAGAAAGUCAGAUUUCUGGUUGAUUUGGAAUAUAGGCUUAAGACUUUAUAUUAUAGGGCAGAGUGUGGUUGCACACACCUUAAUCCCAGCACUUGGAAGGCAGAGGCAGUUGGAUCUCUGAGUUUGAGGCCAGUCUGGCUUAUAUAGUGACUUCUAGGCCAUCUAUGGCUGCAUAGUGAGACUAUUUCUCAAAACAAACAAACAAACAAACAAAUAAACAAGCAAACAACUUUAGAAUGUAGAACUCCUUCAGAAAUCCCUUGAAAGUUAAUGGGGACCUUCAUUUUUCUUCCUAGAAUCUGGAGGUCCCUUCAGAACACUGACUAUAUGACAGGUGACCCAGAAGGUCCUGUUCCUGGUCAAUGAUCUAUAACAUAGGCCAAAACAUUCCCGACUUGAAUGUCUAGAAUGUGAAAUUGGCUCAUUUCCCUGUUCAGUGAAAUGGACACAGAACAAAAGAACCCAAUGUCCGGUAAGGAUUGCCUUGCCCAAGUCUAUGUCUACACCAAAGAGCAAGGCAGUAAGGCGUUCUUGGGAGCCACACUUAGACUCUUCCCAAAGCUGUGGAGGGAACAGAUGGACUUAUCUAUGAUCUUGGUUGGAAGCCACCACAGUUCUAUCCCCAGCCAGGUCUUUGCUUGUGGCAGCUGUUUCUCAUGAAGCUAAUAAAAUUCUCUUUCCAAA